Messenger RNA from Pyrenophora tritici-repentis Pt-1C-BFP, 2195 nucleotides. Its product is annotated as PgpB, Membrane-associated phospholipid phosphatase. The record is from RefSeq and is a predicted model, not a curated record. Gene Ontology annotation, molecular function: sphingosine-1-phosphate phosphatase activity. Lineage: Eukaryota; Fungi; Ascomycota; Dothideomycetes; Pleosporales; Pleosporaceae. Gene Ontology annotation, cellular component: endoplasmic reticulum membrane.
AUGCAGAUUGCAGAUUACACGCCCGCGCACAGCCUCACCCUCAUACGAAGACGCCUAACGCCUUCCGACCUGCCCAACAACACCCGCCUGGAUAUGCACGAGCGAUUGCCUCGACGAGCCCGCGACUGCGACUGCGACUUGUAUAGGCUCGAUAGCCAUGUGUCCGCAACAUGAUGCGCCCAAAGCCGUUCCGCUUACCCAUUCCGACACUACCCACCACCACCAUCACCAUGCUCUUGCCACUUCUGUGAAUCCCACCUCAAAGGACCCCAAAUUGGACGCGGGGAAUAGGGACUUUGACCACUACGCCAGCAACCUGCCCAAAUGGCGGAAUGCCCUGCGCAAUCGCCUCAUCCCCAUUGUGCGCUGGGAGACGCCAUGGCUUGCCUUACUACAAGACACCCUGCGCUCGCCCGCACUCGACUCGUACUUUGCCUAUACGGCGAACCUAGGCACCCACACCUUCUUCAUGGUCUUCUUGCCCAUCCAGUUCUGGUGUGGCUACACUAGCAUUGGCCGAGCGACUGUCUUCAUGCUCGCUGCAGGCGUCUACGUGACCGGUUUCCUCAAAGACAUGCUCUGCUUACCCAGGCCACUAUCGCCGCCUCUGGCCCGCAUCUCAAUGUCGGGCUCCGCCGCCCUUGAAUACGGCUUCCCCUCGUCUCACUCCGCCAACGCAGUAUCAGUCGCAUUCUAUGCCAUCUACACCUUGCGCCAGUCGGCCGAGCAGGACAAUUCAAACUGGAACAUGGGUUUACAGGCCCUCUUCUACUUUUACGCCCUUUCCAUCAUCGCCGGUCGCCUAUAUUGCGGCAUGCACGGUUUCUUAGAUGUAAUUGUAGGCAGUAUAAUGGGUGCCCUCAUCACCGCAAUCCAACUCGUGUACGGUGACUGGCUGGACUCGUUCGUCUUCAGCGGCUCCUAUAUCGAUAUCCUCAUCGUAACUCUGGCCGUCUGUGUCCUGGUCCGCAUUCACCCCGAACCAGCCGACGAUUGUCCAUGCUACGACGACAGUGUGUCGUUCGCUGGCGUUGUCAUAGGCAUCAACAUUGGGGCAUGGCACUACGCGCAGACUGGCUUUGCCUUGAAGGACGCGUAUCCCUCUUCCGUGCCUUUUGAUCUACAAGAGAUGGGACUUGUCAAAGCGACCAUCCGUAUUCUCCUGGGCGUAGUCGUCAUCUUUGUCUGGAGGGCCACCAUGAAGCCCGCACUAUUCACAAUUCUGCCCCCCAUUUUCCGCAUCCUCGAACAGGCUCGCUGGAACAUGCCACGCGCCUUCUUCCUAAAUGCCUCCAAAUACAAGUCCAUUAAACCCUUUACCGACGACGACAACCUAAUUCCACCUGCGUCAGAGCUACCACACAUGCUCAAGAACCUCGCCCACCCGCGUAAACGUUCCGUCUCCGUGGGUCCACAAUCCGCCGCGGACGCAUACGAGACACUAGCGUACCGCAACCGCCGGCGUCGCGAAAGCGUAAACUCGCUAGACGGCGCCGUUCCCGAAGACUCGGCUUGGACGCCUUCAGUCGUCAACACGCCCACGAUAGAAAAGGGUGACCCGCUCCUUGGUGCCGGCCUACUUCCUACACCAAUGGCUUCGCGCGUACACUCGUAUGAGCAGAUGAUGGGAACGGGCAAGAUGGGUUUUGACAAAAAGAACUCCACUACUACACCGCCGGAUAGUGACACGGACGUUGCAGGCGACGAGUAUAAUCAGAAGCGUAAACAGGAACAACAGAAUUCCUCGGAGGAAGAGAACGAGAAGCGCGAGAUCUUUAUGAAGCUUACGAAGCCACGCGUACGGUACGAUGUUGAAGUUGUUACAAAGUUGAUUGUAUACACUGGCAUCGCAUAUAUAGCCGUUGCCGGCAACCCAAUUUUAUUCGAAUUCUUGGGCUUGGGUAUGAACGUUGUAUCCUAGCCUUUUUCUUUUCUUUUCUUGUUCCUUUCUUGGUGUAAUGAAUUGAUUGACGAUUUUCCCUUCUUGUUGCUAUCACUGUUGUUAUUGCUGUCGUCGUUUUCUUGGUUUUUGUCCUCUUUGGAGUGAGAGCAACGACCAUAUACCAUUUAUGCAUCUUAUCUUUUUUUCAUCUGGGAAACAAAUAUCUUGCAUGUUAUUUUACGUUACAUUGUAUACGUGCACUCUUGAUGGGCGCUAUAAUUAACGACAUAUCUACUAGUUAUCUUAUGUGAAC